AUGUCGGCCCCCGUGCCAGUGUCAAGAUGCGUCCACCGCAGCGCACGAUCAAUUGCGCGCUGGACGCCCCGACGCGCAGUCCCCGCGAUCGGCUUCAUGUCAAGGACUGUUCGCAUGACGACCACCCGGCCGGUGCCCCCGCAGCGAUUGGCCGGCGUGCGGCUGUUCACCGCCGGCCGACGAUUAUACGACGCCGAGGAGGACGAUUCCUUCGACCCGGCCUCCAUUGAGCGCGAGUCCGACGAGGUCGACGUGUGCAUCGUCGGUGGCGGACCUGCGGGGUUGAGUGCCGCCAUUCGGCUGAAGCAGCUCGCCAACGAGGCCGGCAACGAGGACUUCAGAGUCCUCGUCCUCGAAAAGGCCGGCGACAUGGGCGCGCACAUUCUCUCGGGCGCCGUUAUCCAGCCCAGCUCCAUCAAUGAGCUCAUCCCCGACUGGCUCGACGAGGAGAACCCCAACCGCUUCGAGCACGCGACGCCCGCGGCCAAGGACCAGAUGAAAAUCCUGACCAAGAACAGUUCUUUCCCCGUCCUGGCACCGCCACAGAUGCACAAUCACGGCAAUUACAUUGUCAGUCUCAACCAAUUCGUCAAGUGGCUGGCCGAGCGGGCCGAGGAGAUUGGUGUCGAGGUGUAUCCCGGCUUCGCAGCUGCCGAGGUCCUAUACGACGCUGAUGGUUCCGUCAAAGGCGUGGCCACGAAUGACUUGGGCAUUGGCCGUGACGGGAAGCCCAAGGAUACCUUUGAGCGAGGCAUGGAGUUUCACGCCCGAGUCACCAUGUUUGGAGAGGGCUGCCACGGCAGCUUGAGCAAGCAGGUCAUCAACAAGUUUGAUCUCCGCAAGGACAGCCAGCACCAGACGUAUGGCCUGGGCAUCAAGGAAGUCUGGGAAGUUGACCCCGAAAAGUUUGACAAGGGACUGAUUGUUCACACCAUGGGCUACCCUCUGCCCAGGGACGUCUACGGCGGUUCCUUCAUGUACCACUUUGGCGACAACAUGGUCAGCCUCGGCCUCGUCGUCUCGCUCGACUACCAAAACCCAUGGCUGUCACCUUACCAAGAAUUCCAGAAACUCAAGCAGCACCCCACGUUCAGGAGCGUCCUCGAAGGGGGCAAAUGCAUCUCCUACGGUGCCCGCGCCCUCGUCGAAGGCGGAUUCCAGUCCAUCCCCAAAGUAGCCUUCCCUGGCGGAGCCCUCAUCGGCGACUCGGCAGGUUUCAUCAACGUGCCCAAAGUCAAGGGGACGCACAACGCCAUGAAGUCCGGCAUGCUCGCCGCCGAGGCCGCCUGGAACGCUCUCAGCCAGACCGACCAAGGCACCGUAUUCCUCUACGACUACGAAGACUCACUCCGCAAAUCACCCAUCUGGAAGGAACUCAAAGAGGUUCGCAACAUGCGGCCCUCGUUCCACUCGCCGCUCGGGGCCAUCGGCGGCGUUUUGUACUCUGCCCUGGAAGCAUUCGUCCUCAAAGGCCGCGUUCCGUGGACCUUUAAGCACAAGACGCCCGACUACGCGGCUACCAAGCCCGCCGACCAGUUCCCCAAGAUCGAGUACCCCAAGCCCGAUGGCAAGAUCUCCUUUGACAUCCUGACCAGCGUUUCCCGAACCGGAACCAACCACGAGGAAGACCAGCCCGUCCACUUGCAAGUCAAGGACUGGGAUGCGCAUACCGAGAAGGCCUACCCCCCCUUCAAAGGUCUCGAAAAUCGCUUCUGCCCGGCCGGUGUAUACGAAUACGUCGAGGAUGAAUCAAAACCCCACGGUGUCCGUUUCCAAAUCAACUCCCAAAAGUAA
Messenger RNA from Metarhizium brunneum ARSEF 3297, 1794 nucleotides. RefSeq lists its product as uncharacterized. NCBI's taxonomy places the organism in Eukaryota, Fungi, Ascomycota, Sordariomycetes, Hypocreales, Clavicipitaceae. The record is from RefSeq and is a predicted model, not a curated record. Gene Ontology annotation, biological process: electron transport chain. Gene Ontology annotation, molecular function: electron-transferring-flavoprotein dehydrogenase activity; iron-sulfur cluster binding. Gene Ontology annotation, cellular component: mitochondrial inner membrane.